GCCAUCUAAUAGUCAACUUCCACCCUAAGAAAGAGCAUUACGUUACCACCCAGUAUGAAGAAGUUUCGCUUUUCAGCAGCGGCGCUUUAAUGCGAUGACAUAAAAGACAGUGUAGCUACACGGAGAAAUAAUGGCAAAAACACUUAAUUUUCACUCCUGUAUAUAUCUUAGCACAACCCACAGAAAGGCAAAUAUAUAGCCUACCGAUUAUUGACGUUUAUAAUUGUCAAGUAAACAUAACGUCCUUUCACUUUCGAAUGCUCCAGGGCAGAUGUUUGAGUCAUCACAGUCCAGCCCAAUCACGCGGCGGUAUAUAAACAUAGUCCACUGCACUGCACUGCUCUAUUCUGUCGAGAUUAUACUACGCUGUGGUGCUCAUGAAGACGGAUAGAGUUCAUGCGUAACGUAUUAGCAGAGAGUUGACGGAGACACGGAUGUCAUCAUUUUAUCAAUGUUUAGCUUUUCCUUGGAGUUGUGGCAGAUGAAAACAUGCUGAACUAUUCUACAUAAUGAUUACACGUGAAUGUGGAAUUCUGUCUGCGGACGUGUUAAACUUUUCCCUCCAGAAAUGUUUGAUGAGGUAGGUCGGUGCUAAAGGGUGUGCUGACAAACUGCAGUUUAAAAAUACCUCUUGAGUAGUCAGGGUCAAAGUUUAUAUGUCAAAUACAUCGUUUGUUGAAAUGAAAUAGGCCUCUACAUUAUAUAAAAUAAAUAACAGAUUACAGGCAGAAUGUGUCUUCAGCCAUUUGCUCCACUGUGUACCUAAUAAUAAAUCAAACCCGAGAAAGUGGAAAUGUAGCCAUUCAGAGCACCCCAUCUCUUCCUAGGCCUGAUGACAAAUCUGGUACUGACGAGGAGCUGGAUAUUUGAUAUGAGGACAGAUUUACUCCACUAUUCCACGUGCUUCACUUCAUUAUUUCUGUAUGUGUUGAUCACAUUGACCAGACAGAUCAAGUGUCAAUCAAUGUGCAGCAGAGAGAGUGUGGAAAUGGUGCAACGGAUUGCAGAUGAACUGAGAAAAGUGGACAAUGAUUGCUUGCUGUACACACCAACUGUGGAAGAUUAUGAGCAGAACUGCUCCAGGUCCACCAUUAAAUGUUUUGCAUUGGAACUGAAAGUUUUGUUUGUUGAAAUCCAGAGUGUGGCCAGGUUGUCUGAGCAACUACUAAGGAUUCUCAAGAAGCUGAAAUAUAAGUUACAGGACAAAAUGAAGUCAUGUCCAGACUGUGAGCUCUACCCAGGCGAAAAAGCUAAGACUUUUGUGGAAACCUUACAAAACAUUUUACAACGGAUAAACGCUGAAAAAACUUGUCCUCCGAGGAAAGUCCAGAGACAUUUAGAGAACUUUAUGCAAAAAACAUUAAGAACAUGAUCUGAAGGAGCAGCUCUGUUGAUCCCUGAAGCAGUUAUGGAGAGGUUUCUGAGUGGCAAAACAGACACCAUAUACUAAGCUACACAACUACAGUACAUAUCCAUCUGUAUACGAACAUGCAAAGAUAUAUUUUCUUAAAUAAAUGACUUUUGUGGAA
Messenger RNA from Ctenopharyngodon idella (grass carp), 1529 nucleotides. RefSeq names its product interleukin 15, like (gene il15l). Gene Ontology annotation, biological process: neutrophil activation; immune response; positive regulation of T cell proliferation. Gene Ontology annotation, molecular function: cytokine receptor binding; cytokine activity. The record is from RefSeq and is a predicted model, not a curated record. The coding region runs from base 833 to 1372 and encodes 179 amino acids. The transcript has 5 exons. Gene Ontology annotation, cellular component: extracellular region. NCBI's taxonomy places the organism in Eukaryota, Metazoa, Chordata, Actinopteri, Cypriniformes, Xenocyprididae.